AUGAUCUAAAAUGCUAUUUCUUACAACUUUGAAAAUCACUCUUUUCUAAUCGACUAUCUAAUAUUAUAAGAUCUUACUGAAGAAGCUAAGUAAACUUUGUUAUAUUUAUUUGAAUAGUACAAAUAAAUUUAAGAUGAAUUACAUCUUAAGUAAAAUUUUUUUAAUAUUAGAUUCCCAUUUUCAAAUUACAUCAAAGUUGCUAAAAUUGAAAAAAUUAUUUCUAAACCAAAUGGUCUAAACAUUUAAUAUUAUUAUGAUGGAUUAGACGGCGAAAAAUUUGAGAUUUCAUAUAUAGAUCAAUAAUCUAUAAUAGAUGAAGGAUUUAGACUUGCUUUUCCAUUGGCUUUAAAUCAAUAAGACUUAAAAAAUUUUGAUAUUACAAAUUUAAAAAGCGUCUUGUUUAAUUUAAUAGAGAUCUUUUAUUGGUCUGCUAAUUGUGGGUAUUUUUUCAUUUCUAAAUAACUCUACUAGAUUAUUUUUUGAUCCUUUUAAAGAUAAUCUGUAUUAUCAAAAAGAAUCAGAAUUAUUCUUAUUUUUGCCUACAUUUUCUUUGAUUGUUAGAUAUUUAUUUUAAUCUUAAGAAAAAAAUACAGAAUAGAAAUUCUUAGAUUUUCGAUGCAAAUUAUAUUAAAAUGCUGUAAAUAAUUUUAUUAAAAAUAGACAUAUAAUUUUUUAUCAAACUUUUAUUAAGAAUUUUAAAGUUAACUUAAGGAUUAAGAUGAAGAUUUAAAAUUUUUUUAAGAAAAUUUGUCAAAAAAUAACAAUUUUAAUGUUGAAUAGGAUUUGUUAAAAAUUGUGGAUGAGUCAAAAGGAGUUGAUUUUCUACAUAAAGAGGAAAAAAUAAAAAAGAAAUAACCUAGAUACAUAUUUAAAUAAAGUAUGUUGUUAUAUUAGUUAUAAAACAAUAAAAAGUUAUUAGAAACAUUUAGAAAUUUUAAUAGUUAAGAUUCGUUAAUUAUAAAUGGUUAAUCAAAAGAAAAAUCUUCUUCAGAUAAUAUUUAAAAGCAAAUAUUAAGUAAUUCUAUGGAAGAAACUUUAUUAAAAUAAUUUACAAUUCUAACUGGUUUUUUUAAUGGAUUAACUUAAGAAUUUAAUUCAGAAAGUAGUGAAAUAUUUGGAAAAUUUAUGUCAAAGAUACAUGAAUAUUUAUUAUCAAAUAAGAUAGCUGAAGAUAGAAAAGAUUGGAUACCAUUUAAUAAAGUUUCUAAUAAUAAACACAAAGUAAAAGUUUUGAAAAACGAGAAAAAUUUAUUUGAAUUUACAUGGUCAAGUUUAAUAAAUAGGGUUUAUAGACCUUUAACGAGUAUAAAUUAAUAAUAGAUGGCAAUGAAUAAUGCAAAUAAUUAAUAAUAGAUUUCUGAAGAGGAUUUAUAAAUAAAUUAUCUAUUUGAAUGUAAUCAAUCUAACAUUAUAAUAAAACUAAUAAUUUCACAAAUAUAAUUUUCAAUAGAUACAGCAGAUGAUCUGAUGUAUUUAUCAAAUAUGAUUGCAAAAGAACCAACAGCAAUAAAUAUAUAUGUGGAUGAAUCUAGAAGAUUAACCUUGUAAACAUCAAUAACAUUGGUAUAAUAAAAUAAUUAAUAUUAGGUUGCUCCAAUGGAAAUAUUUAAAAUAGCAAUAAAAAUAUUUGAUAUACUUUAAAUAUAUUAUCACAUGAUAUUAGAUUUUUAUCUUUAAAAUAUAUAAUUAGGAAGAUUAAUAAAGGAAAAUAAAUUUAAAUCAUUUGUAAAAGAAAUUAUACAUUAUGUAAGUGAGUAUGAAAUUGAUUUUGAUGAAUAAAUGAAAAAGACUUAAGAAUAAAAUCAAUAAUAAAGCUAAUAAUGA
Paramecium sonneborni is the source of this 1824-nucleotide messenger RNA. The record is from the annotation of a GenBank genome assembly. NCBI's taxonomy places the organism in Eukaryota, Ciliophora, Oligohymenophorea, Peniculida, Parameciidae.